AUGAACACGGAGGAGUUUCGAAAGUACGGCAAACAGAUGAUCGAUUACAUCUGCGACUAUGGGCAGACGAUUGAGACGCGGGACGUUGCUCCAACGGUGGAUCCCGGGUUUCUGCGCCAGCUACUUCCAGAUGAGGCACCGCAGAAGGGCGAAGACUUUAAGCGUAUGCUGGAUGACGUCGAGACGAAGAUCAUGCCCAACAUGGUACACUGGAAUCAUCCGCGCUUCUUUGCCUACUUCCCGGCCGGCAACUCGUACCCAUCGAUCCUGGGCGACAUGCUGAGCAGCGCAAUCGGGUCAAUUGGUUUCUCAUGGGCCUCUAGUCCGGCGGCCACCGAGCUGGAAACGAUCGUCCUCGAUUGGUACGCGAAGGCGCUCGAUCUGCCCUGCUUCUUCCGCAGCGACGCCAAGGGCAGCCGCGGGGGCGGCGUCCUGCAAGGAUCGGCGUCCGAGUGUGCCCUCGUGUGCAUGAUGGCGGCCCGAGCUCGUGCCAUCAAGGAGCUGAAGGGAAACCACCACGACGUCCACGACAGCGUCUAUCUGCCGCAGCUCGUCGCGUACGCCUCGAAGGAAGCACACUCAUCGAUCGAGAAGGCGGCCAAGAUGGCGAUCGUGAAGCUGCGCGCACUCGAUACCGACUGCCGGGGCGUCUUCCGGGGCGACACGCUACGCCAGGCGAUCCAGGAGGAUAUGGCACAGGGUUUGACCCCGUUCUUCGUCGUCGCCACCGUCGGCACGACGUCGGCCUGUGUGUUCGAUCAUCUGGUCGAGAUUGGACAGGUGUGCCGCGAGGUGCGCAGUAUCUGGUUCCACGUGGACGGGGCGUACGCGGGCAAUUCGUUCAUCCUGCCGGAAAUGCGACGCUUCAAGGAAGGUCUCGAGUACGCGGACUCGUUCAACACCAACCCGAACAAGCUUCUGCUGACCAACUUCGACUGCUCGGCCAUGUGGGUGAAAGAUGUUAAAUCGCUCACGACGGCGCUGGCCGUGGAUCCGCUCUACCUACAGCACGAUCACAGCAGCGCGAUCGACUACCGGCAUUAUGGAAUUCCGCUCAGUCGCCGCUUCCGAGCGUUGAAGCUUUGGUUCGUGUUCCGCUCGUACGGUAUCGUUGGGCUGCAGAAAUACAUCCGCAAUCACAUCGCGCUGGCCAAACGAUUUGAGACGCUGGUGAACUCCGACGAGCGUUUCGAGGUUCGCAACGAUGUCAACCUGGGGUUGGUCUGUUUUAGACUCAAACAACAGGAUCGCAUCAAUCGGGAUCUGCUAGCGAGGAUCAAUCAGUCGGGCAAAUUCCACAUGACCCCUGCAAUGGUCCGGGGUAAAUACAUCAUCCGGUUUUGUGUCACAUACGAGCACGCCACAGAAGAACAUAUAGAUUACGCCUGGGAGGAAAUUAAAAACUACGCCGAGGAAACGCUGGCUGCCGAGUGUCCGGAAGAAAUCAUGGAGCCCGUCGUCACGGCCGCCGCCAAAAAGCCACCGAAGAAGCUCACCCGCAGUAUGUCCACCCGGUUUUCCUUCACGCGCAGCGUUUCGAGGGAAAUUUUCGAACGACAAAACAGCCGUUCCCAACUUACAGACGGAUGCACACCGAUCGUCAUCGUCGACACGGAUGACAUCCUGGAGAGCUUACAGCGCGCCUCGCGGAUGAACGGGGAGCGAAAUUCAAACGACACAUACGACAGCGACAGCACGGACGAGGCCAGCAAUUGACUAAGCCGGGCCAACUCUUGCAUUUCCCGAUCGCCCCCUCUCUUGGUCUCCAGCCCGGACGAAACGGACCCCACGGAGAGUGCGAUGGAGCCCUCGACUGAAGCAGCCCGAUGCAACCCGGUGCAGAACGGUUGCAGUCAUCCGCCAUAUCUCCACGAACGGCAGGACUCACGACCGGCCACCAAGUCGAAGAGUUGUUCGAACAUUCAGCAGUUGUGAUACGCCCGACCGUUAUCGCCGUCAGUUAUCGUGUACAGCCAAGGCCGAGAGCACGAGACGCGCUACUUUUAGGAAAGCAUUUAUCAUCGAUCCGCAUCUAUUGGACGUGGUACCGAGGUGGUCGUACCGACUGAAAAAAGUAUUAUUUAUUUGUGUAUUAUCGCGUAGCCAGAAAAGAGCACUAUACUAUAAGGCCUCUCCACCAGAAGGAUUAGUUUGUAAGUUGUUUCCCUUUCAUACCAUGACGAAACUUAUGUAACUGUGGCGUUCACCCAAAAUGCAGCGCCGUUUAAAAUAGGAGUAUAAGAAUUGUGUGUACUUAUGUGCGCUAAAGUAACUGAAAUAAAUG
This is a messenger RNA of Anopheles coustani, 2284 nucleotides long. RefSeq names its product aromatic-L-amino-acid decarboxylase (gene Tdc1). The coding region runs from base 1 to 1716 and encodes 571 amino acids. Gene Ontology annotation, biological process: amino acid metabolic process. Gene Ontology annotation, molecular function: carboxy-lyase activity; pyridoxal phosphate binding. The record is from RefSeq and is a predicted model, not a curated record. Lineage: Eukaryota; Metazoa; Arthropoda; Insecta; Diptera; Culicidae. The transcript is spliced from 6 exons.